AUGGUUGAGGAUCCGAAGAGAAAGGCUCUCAGUGUUCUUCCUGUCCUCUUGCUGUUCAGCUCAGCACAAGCAGGGACUAUAGACAGAUUCUCAGGGCAUCACUGCACUGACUUCCAGACAGCAAAUUUUCUGCGGGGCAUUAGACUUAAGGUCCAGUUUCUUCUAUUCACCUCCUUAAGUCCCAGCUGCGGCAAGCUGAUUUUCGCUGAUGGUGGCAUCAAGAACUCCAGCUUCAACAGCAGCCUGGAAACAAAGAUCAUAAUCCAUGGCUUCAGGGCUUUGGGUACCAAACCUUCCUGGAUUGAAGGGCUUGUCCAUGCCAUACUGCACACAAGCCAGGUGAAUGUAAUCGCAGUAGACUGGGUUUAUGGGUCUACAGCAGCCUAUCCCGCCGCAGUGGAAAAUGGCAUACAGCUGGCCCUCUCCAUAUCACAAUUCAUCAGCAAGCUCCUGGCCCUGGGAGUCUCAGGGACAUCCAUCCACAUCAUUGGGGUAAGCCUCGGUGCGCAUGUCGGGGGCCUGGUGGGGCACUUCCAUGGCGGUCAGCUGGGACGGAUAACAGGCCUGGAUCCCGCAGGCCCUAAGUACACCAGAGCCAGCCAUGAGGAACGCCUGGAUCCUGGAGAUGCCCUCUUCGUGGAAGCCAUUCAUACUGAUGCUGACAAUUUCGGCAUCCGGAUUCCUGUAGGCCACAUCGAUUAUUUCGUCAAUGGAGGCAAAGAUCAGCCAGGAUGCCCCCCGAUCUCUGCAGGGUAUAAGUAUCUGAUCUGUGAUCACAUGAGGGCAGUAGAACUCUAUGUCAGUGCCUUGAAACAUUCCUGCCCGAUCCUGGCGUUCCCCUGCUCAAGUCAUCAAGAUUUUUUAAACGGUCGUUGCCUGGACUGUGUUGACCCCUUCCUGUUCUCCUGUCCCAGAAUAGGUCUUCUGGAGCAGGCAGGUGUUAAGAUGAGAAAGCUGCCCAAGGAAGUGAAAGUCUAUUUAAUGACCAGUCCCUCAGCCCCAUUCUGUGUCCAUCACAGCCUGGUUGAGUUCCACUUGCAAAAGAAAAGAAACAGAGUCACCAGCAUUGAGAUCACUUUCCACAGCAACAGCACCAAGGACACAGCGAAGAUCACCAUACCUAAGCACCAGGAGAUGGGCAAACGACUGCUGGCCCACAGAGUUCCCCUCUGCCAGAUAAACAGCGUGUCACUGAAGUAUCUCUCCAAGAAUCAGUUUUGGGGGAAGGACGAGUCAUUCAUUGUCGGCAAGUUCUGUGCAGCCCCACUGCCUCUAGAUAGCAACAGGACAACGUCAUGCCUGCCCUGGAACCUCAGCCUCCCCAGCAACACAGACAUCUCCUAUGAGCUGCCCACUGCUUGUGCCUAG
Molecule: messenger RNA, 1368 nt
Organism: Pelecanus crispus (Dalmatian pelican)
Lineage: Eukaryota; Metazoa; Chordata; Aves; Pelecaniformes; Pelecanidae
Gene: PLA1A
Product: phospholipase A1 member A
Biological process (GO): lipid catabolic process
Molecular function (GO): glycerophospholipid phospholipase A1 activity
Source: RefSeq, a predicted model, not a curated record